This is a messenger RNA of Spirometra erinaceieuropaei, 9044 nucleotides long. NCBI's taxonomy places the organism in Eukaryota, Metazoa, Platyhelminthes, Cestoda, Diphyllobothriidea, Diphyllobothriidae. The record is from the annotation of a GenBank genome assembly.
AUGGCGUCCUUCCAGGAGAUGCCGAAAAUGCUUCACGGUCAAGUAGGUGGUGAGCAGUUAAAGGCCAACGGUACUCUAUAUCGUGUUUCGGCCGUUGAGAGUUUCUUGGAGAAUAAAACCGAUGGUCGGGUCGGACCGGUAAGGUGUUGCUGAAGAACCGCGCCAAACAACUGCUGUAGAUACAAGCAAAAAUGUGGGCUGCGUAAAGUGGUUGAUGAGAAGUAGAAGCGAUCGCUGGAACAGGAGCCCUGUUCGCCUGACGUUUCGGACUCACGCUCGAACUCAUCAUCAGACAAAUUAUCAGAUACGGGCAAUUCAUGCGCAGGUAGUUGGUAUAUUUAUAGGAUGCAGUCUCUAUGAUAAUAAACUGCUCUCCCCUUCAUCGAGGAUGAUUUCCCGCUGGCGCGCUAAUGGCUUGGUGGCCGGCCUACAAGUUGUUAAUUGUUGAAAUUUCAUCACCUGUGUUGACUGUUGGCGUGACGAUUGCUCGACCACUUGACUCACCGGCCUGCGCACUCCCUCAGUAACUAAUUACUUUGGUCGGACUAGGUCUCAGCACUCACCACAAUUUGGGGUCGGUGCGAUCCAGGUGGCCGAUGUUCAAUGCGAGGGACAGGCUGCCAAACGUGGGAAUUGGGCAAAAUCUAACAGCCUGGAGGCGAAGAUCAGGGUUGGGACGGUAGCGGUCGGCUGGGGUGGAAGGAAUCACGCUGAUCUGGACUCUGGUGUCCACGAGGAAAUUUCUGCAAGUCAGCCUGUGGCAGUUCGCGUCUCCUCGCCCUCCGCCUUUGUCACGCUGCCCUCCUGUCCACCUCACACCCCCUGUCGAGUCGCUGAUGGGACGUGCGAGCUCUCGAGGCCAAUCAACGCUGUCCCACCGCUGAUUGGCUGGCGGACGCAGAGACAUCGAAAGGCGCACACAUGCGUUGAGUCUGAGCAUCUCGACGGCGGACACAAACAGCACAACUGGCCUGGGGAGCGCGCUCGCGGCGACUGCUUGUAGAGCCCUUGUGUACGCGCUUCGACAGCAGUGGAGGUUGUCCAGCACACUCCGUCUUCCCCGACUUUUGAUUGGGACUCUUUGUCUUGUCGACCACACCACUUUCGACAAGCCUGUCACAGGCGUAGAAUGUGCGACCAGGACCAGAGAGGGUCAGGAAGGUAGACUUCACUGAUCUUCGAGCUGACUCCUUUCUCCCGUUGGCUAUGUUUCGGGAGCUAAGAGCAGGGGGAGUCGCAGCCACGAGCCUUGGCAUCAAAUGUGGGAAGAUACCUGCAAAUGGUAGCUGAGCUGGUGCGAAAUGAAGGGAAUAUGCCAGACUUGCGGGAUGGCUGGUCUCGAUGCGUUCUGGAAUGGAUUGGAAGUUUAUUGCCACAGGGAAGGUGUUAAAUCUCGUGCAAGAUUCGCCAUCUGUGAUCUCCAGUUCGAGAGUGCAGACGCGGAAGAAGCUGGCGGAGUUGAAAGCGCCACGAAUCGUCGACUCUUCCUUAGCCGGUUGACCUUUUAACUGAGUUGUGUGGGCAAAAUUAUGCCACAAGCGGGUGCUAAGAUAUCAUGCAUUUCUGGAGAAUGGUUUUCCAUCGUUAACGCCUGAACUUGUCGCGUACUGGAAAGGAAAAGUUACUGGUGUUCGCAAGGAGUCACCACUCGUCGGGAUUCGAUGGCCAACCAUUCGUAGAUUCUCAAGUAGAAGUCGAGGAAGGGGGGGAGAGAGAGAGAAAGUAUGAGUAUUCUUCACCGUUGUGGCGAUCGCGGAGGCAGACUUCUACAAAUCAGUGUCGAGAGCGUCUGGUGAGAAGCAGAUCGACGCAGUUUCUAACCCCUCUUCAGCCUCAUGUUCUCGCGCUACUCUUAUGGGCAUCUUUUGUGGGGGGCGAUCUGGAAUCAAUAUGAAUUACCGAAAAGGCAAACAGUUACUCAGCUUCCGACAUAUAUAGGCAGAAAAGAGAAUGUAGGGCGUUAAUGUGCACGACUUCUUACCCCCGAACGAUCAAGCACUGAACACCACAGUCGGACUGGAGGUGCAGAUAAGCGUGGGCCUCUUCACCCCAAGUGUUCAGGCUUCGGAAUGACUAUCGGUAUGAAGAACAAGCUGAAUAAAGACGUCAAUACGUCGACAGCUUUAGAGCCUAUCAGAGUGGACGUGAAACUAAUUAAGAGCCCUUAAAAAGCCUCUCAUGAGCUUAUCAGGUCUUGAACGUUGUAGCAAGAAGUGAAGCAGGCACCCGCAAGGACAACCAAAUAAAGGAAGCCACUGUGAUAUGGCAGUUGGGCAGAUCGGGAAUUUCGCAGACCAACGUCGCCAGCAUCCAAAUCAUGUUAGGAUAUCCGCCGACUCUCAUCGCAUAGGCCGACUUUGCUAAACAUCUUCGAAACCACCGCGACGCCAAGACGGUAAACUUGCUCCUUGCAUCUUCCAAUAUCGCCGUUGCCGUUUACGCCGCCGCCGCCGCCGCCGCCGCCACCACCAACACCAACACCGACGUGGUUCAAAAUUAAUAAAUUACAUAAACCUACGUUACUUGAAUAUUGGUUGUAGCACCGUCAUAAGACAAAAUUGUCAGCGUUGGCUAUCAAGGUGGCUGUAGUCCGGCGUUAUUGUGGUACGCGCUCCAAUGUUGUUUAGCCUCCGUUUAAAAGUGUCUACGGAUCCCGACAUGACAACAUCCUCAGGCAAAACAUUCCAAGCUGCAACCACUCUGUUGGAAAAGGAGAACUUUCUUGUGUCUAGCUGGGUACCAGUCACACGUAAUUUGAGUGGAUGGCCUCUCAGGUUAGUCGUAGUCGCCAACUCGAGGAAGUCUCCUGAUGCGUGGCGACACUCUUGGUGUUAGGAUAUCCGCUGACACUCAGCGCAUAGGCCGACUUUGCUAAACAUCUUCAAAACCACCGCGACGCCAAGACGGCAAACUUGCUCCCUGCAUCUUCCAAUACCGCCGUUGUCGCCGCCACCACCACCACCACCACCAACACCCCCGUCCUCAUUAUCAUUAUCGUCAUCAUCACUGAGGAAAAUCCCUUUAACUCCUCUCACUGUAACACAAUGUCCCGGUUUAGGAUUGCACCGGUCAGAAAUUUCAAAGGACCAUUGUUAAGACGCAGCUGACGUCCGCCCUCCAUAGCCGAAUUGUUUCCAUUCGACUGGCCAUGUGGAUAUACACGCUACCAGCCAUUGUUGGUCUCCAUUAUGCCAUCGUUCUCUAGGACAGUUCGACCGUCUAUUCCGGCGAUGUCCACCGUGAGCUAUACAGCAAGGCGAGCAUGCACAGUGACUUGCGCAUGAAUUAGUUUAUAGUGAUAGUAGACUUGCGCAGCAUCCACCGCACUCUCUCUUCCCCACCUGUGCCCAGUGUCAAGGCAUAGUCGAGAAGACCGGAGGCGGGAGAGGGCGCAGGUGGCUAAUACAGUCGAACCAGCACCUAGGCGUACCAUCACACGCACUGGCUCACAACAAACACCUGACUAGGAUUUGAACCAGCUAAUAAAGCUCUUGUCCCAGCGAUUGCGUCUCCUUCUUCAAGUACAGAAGGAUUUCUGCAGGAUCGGUCUCGUGAACAACGAAUGAGUGACGUGACCUAGGCCCGGCCGACUGGAGUUAAGACCAGACCCGGUGGCUGACGUGACAUAAGCACCGCGUCUCGUGUGUACCAUGCAUAUUUGGCCCCCGUUAAUUUUUGACAGAACAGCGCAUAGUAGUAGGAACAUACCAAGCUGUUCGACUCUUCAGAACAAAAAGGCUCCUUAGGUGGUAUUGGGUCGGGCUCUCAAGAUCCAGAGUCGAGCCCUCCAGAUCCGCUGUCUUAGAUCGUCGUUCAUGAAGAGGUAAAAUUCACAACAUCAACGAGGCCGGCUUGAUCAGGCAUCAGCACAGCUGCACCAAAUACAAGAUCUCGUAUUGCUGCCAAUACCAAAGUGGUGGCCAACAAACAGAUUAACCCUUCAUAUAUCGCAAAAGAAUCGACAAAACUGACUAUAGAACUUCGUGAGGGAGGCAUUCUUCUAUAACUUGCCUCUGUAAGGCACCAUCUUAAUUUUCAAUUAAAUUGUCCUGGUAAGCAGGGCAGCAAAGUGGGCGCUCGGGAUUGCCCUGGAGCUCCGAUCUUUAAAAGUUCCAGAUCCCAGCCCACAGGCUGUGGUUCAGUUGGUAGAACUCACAGUGGAUACUGAUCUGGGAUCUGGAUUUCAGGUCUUUCGGCAUAGAGCUUGAAUAUCUCGACAGCUCCACCGUCCAUUCCGACGAUGUCCACCGCGUGCUACACAACUAGGUACUGUUUCGAAAGAGUUACUCCAAGUUCGCGCAAUAAUUUCCUCGGAAAUUAAGCAAGGCAAGUUGAAACUGGAGUUCAUAUACCAGAAAACACACGGAGAAAGCUGGGGGACCCACUGACGAGCCGAACCCCUCGCAGCUGCGUCAGGCAGCGGCAUAAGAUCGGCGAAACACGCGUGUCUGGGCUUUUAGCUAAUACCUGUGUUGUUAGUACGGUAAAUUAUUGCACAAUGCUAUACUACUGGCUGCCUGUUGGCGGUUUGUGAAUAUUAAGCUGUUAUUCCGCAGUAGCUGAUGGAUUUCAGCUCAAAUAUUCAUAUCAAAUUUCGGACCGUGCCUGAAAAGGCCUGUUUCGAAAGAGUUACUCCAAGUUCGCGCAAUAAUUUCCUCGGAAAUUAAGCAAGGCAAACUAGGUACAACAGGCACGGUGACAUGCGCGUUAAUUAGUUUAUAGUGAUAGUAGACUUGCGCAGCAUCCACCGCACUCUCUCUUCCCCACCUGGGCCCAGUGUCAAGGCAUAGUCGAGAAGACCGGAGGCGGGAGAGAGCGCAGGUGGCUGGCACCGUCGGACCCGCACCCGGGCGCACCACCACACCCCUUCUGGUCUAUAACAUACACUUGGCCAACAACAACACCCCAACAGGGGUCAGAGGGGCGAGGAUGGUGCCUGGGCAGCCAUGUCCACCACCCAGCGGGAGCGCAAGCGCAUCCACUGGCAGGGAACUGCUAGCGCAUACCAGGCCGCGAGGGCAAUGGCUUGCUGAUACUGGCAUAGCACACACUGUCAGGCCUUCUCUAUACGUAUGCCGGGUCAUAUGCAUGUGGGCGUCAGACGGCAGUAAAACAUCACAACCAUUACUCAUGCCACAGCCCCAUGGUGCAAUUUACCAGCGCAACUGCGUAGAGUCAAACGUCGUAGAACUACACAUCUCACUCGUGCGAGGGCUGUGUCUUUUCUGAAGUUUACUUAUGUGAAGUGGGUGACAGUCAUGCAGGCUGCCUGCGGGGAGGAAGAUCACAUCAGCCACGGCACCCAAUCACAUCCACAGUUGGACUGAUUCAACGAAGCCAUUAGUUUACGGAAGAGAGAGCAUGCACUGAGAUCAAUCCAACUCAGCCUACUUCCUCACUGAAUACAAAUUAUUGUGAUUUUAAACUAUCACAAGGUAGUAGUCGCAAUGACACGGAAAGUUGUCAUCUAGAGGGACGACCCGCAACCCUCCUGACGACUGACGGUCAAGCUGCGAUGACUUGACCCUGUUGUGGUCCCAAAUGACAGUUUCACCUGCUUCGAGAUCCCCCAUAGCGAUGUCUGACGCCCUUGGUGUUCGGGAUUGGCUUGCGCGUGGCACGCGUAGACAGGUUAUUUAGUUUUGUCAACAACCCGCAACCAUGCCCUUCUCCGGUUGUCUUGACUUUGUCCUGCCAUCAGUAAACCGUGGGUGUGAGAAAACAGACAGAUGCAGGGCAACUUUACAUCAUUAUGAAUCGCCGGCUCUGUUCGGGGCAUGUUUAAAGGAAAAAUGCGAGGGGGCGACUGAAAUUGUUCUUGUUUCCGUUCCUCAGCUCUGCUGCCAUUCGGGCUUUGUUAUUGGUUACUCUGUAGCCCGUGCGCGACCUCUUUCCUCCGAGGAUGGAGGCUAAUUAUCAUGUUUUAGUGCGAAGCCCGCCCCUCUUUCAGUCUUCCAUCACUGUCGUACGAAGGUCAGUCUAUCUACUACUGUUCAACUACUGUUCAGGAGGAGGUACCAUAACUGACAGAACAGGCACAAGCUAAAAGACCAGACACAUGUUUCACUAAUAUUCUGCCGCUGCAUAACAGCUGCGAGGCGUUCGGCUCAUCAGUGGGUCUCCCAGCUUUUCCCGUGUGCUCUUCUGGUACAUACACCAAUUUAGAAAUUGUUGCUUUCUAAUUUCCUAGGAAAUUAAGCGCUAACUUAGAGUAGAUCGGUCUAGUUGAGACUCAAGAGACAGAAGUUCAUCAUCUGUAGCGAAAUAACCGCGUAAUAUUCAUAAGAUGCCAACAGGCAACCAGUUGUUUACACAUUGGACAGACAAUAUACUAUACCUGUCAGCAGGGGUACUAGCUAAAAGCUCCUAGGUAUACAACUACUUCUGCAUGCAAGGAUUACUUGUAUGGUCCCCUAUGUAGGACAUGAGGACAAGAACCACUCGCAAGACAGGUGGCUUCGCGCCAAAUUCCAGGGAAACUUGGGCUAGGUUUAGUGUUAAGUUAAGGGGAGGUUUAACGUUAAGGUUAGGAUCGGCUCCAAGGUAAGUUAAGGUCAAGAUCGGGGUCAAGGUUAGGGUAAGUGUUAACUGCAGGGUUAUAGUUAAGGUUAGGGCCACAAUUUUGGCUGGAAUAAGGGGUGGGACACGGUAAAUUUGUCGUUUACGGAAUUAUGCGCAUGGUUACUUUUAUUACGUAAACGAGACGUUCCUAUUCCCUGGUGGUCUUUAUGGGGUCAUAUAAGUAAUCCUCACCUCUCUUUGUACUAGCAAAAGUUUGUUGAAAUUUUUAUGGUAUCAUCUACAUCAUAUUAGGCAGACAUUCUCAUAUUUUUUCUAAACCUUUUGAUGGCUUUCAGAGCUAUCUAAAUUACCCAAUUCUAUAUUCAUCACAUUUUAUUUGACGUCAUCUUACACGUUUCCACUUUUGGGUGAAGUUUUCUUUCUGUUCUAGGGAUUUUUUCGGGAUUAACAUAUUUAUAAGGUCUUAAUAUUAGGGCUUCAUUUUGUGUUUGGGAUGUAUCCUGUUGUACUUUAAGCGAACCUGUAAGCGACGCUUACGGGGCUCCUAGCCAAUGAGGUCUCGAGUUCCCGACCACGUGGCUCGCCUAGAAGCGGAUCGAUUGUCGUCGACCGACUUGAAUGCCCGUCCUGUCAGUUUCAUAUAUAAAGCGUUUCCAGGCGCAGCCGCAGUAUUCGCACUCUGCGCUUCGGUGCUUCGUGGGCAUCCAGGAAGUCAGCAGUCUUGCCUUCUCCUCCUCAACAUGGUCUGUGGCGUUGCUAGCUCCUAUCCGUUCUCUCCUCUGAGUGGCUAGCCCUUUCUAAUCCUCCUUCUUGCUUCCUCCUUGCAGCGUGAAGUGAUUAGCAUUCACAUCGGCCAGGGUGGUGUACAGACGGGAAAUGCCUGUUGGGAACUCUACUGUCUGGAGCACGGAAUCCAGCCUGACGGCCAGAUGCCCAGUGACAAAACUAUUGGAGGCGGCGACGACUCUUUUCAAACCUUCUUCAGUGAAACCGGAGCUGGGAAACAUGUUCCACGGGCAGUAAUGGUUGACUUGGAGCCGACUGUGGUUGGUGAGUAUCUGUGUCUUGCAACUUUCCUUUAUGCUCUAAGUUUAGAUUAAAAGCAAUCCGAUCGUUUCCCCAGGGGUACUUUGCAGCAGAUUUGGCGUUUUUCUGUAAUGGUUGCUAGGGUCGUUUCCAUGGUCUCCAUGGUUACAGGAGGAUAGCGGACGUUCUUCUAGACGUCCACUUAGUGUCCCUAAACCUUUUCUGGGUAUUUAGGAUGUUUUAAAGUAGCUUAUUUACUGCGCCACUGAAUGUCUUUGUCCGAUCGUCAAGAUGAGGUACGAACUGGAACCUACCGCCAACUCUUCCACCCCGAACAGCUCAUCAGCGGCAAAGAAGAUGCAGCCAACAACUAUGCCCGAGGACAUUAUACUGUGGGCAAAGAGAUGGUUGAUCUGGUCUUGGAUCGUGUCCGAAAACUGGCCGAUCAGUGCACCGGAAUGCAGGGCUUCAUUGUAUUCCACUCUUAUGGUGGUGGCAGCGGCUCCGGUUUCACAUCCCUCCUGAUGGAGCGUCUCAGCGUAGACUACGGCAAGAAGUCGAAAUUCCAAUUCUCCAUCUUCCCCGCUCCGCAAAUUUCUACCGCGAUUGUCGAACCAUACAAUGCCAUUCUUUGCACCCACACUACCCUGGAACACGCAGACUGCUGUAUGGCCUUUGAUAAUGAAGCCGUCUACGACAUUUGCAGGUGAGUUGUCAACUGCUGAGUCGACUUGCACGCUUUUGAGUUCUUAAAGUCUACCAAUUACUUUGUCCAUUUUAGACGUAAUCUGGACAUUGAAAGGCCCACGUAUACCAAUCUGAACCGACUGGUGGCCCAAGUUGUCAGCUCAAUUACAGCCUCCCUGCGAUUUGAUGGUUCGCUCAAUGUGGAUCUCGUUGAAUUCCAAACCAACUUGGUGCCUUAUCCACGAAUUCACUUCCCUCUGGUCACCUACGCACCAACCAUCUCUGCUGAGAAGGCCUACCACGAACAACUGAGCAUCUCUGAGAUCACCAACGCCUGCUUUGAGCCCGCCAAUCAGAUGGUCAAGUGCGACCCCCGCCACGGUAAAUAUAUGGCCUGUUGUAUGCUCUACCGAGGAGACGUUGCUCCAAAGGACGUCAAUGCGGCCAUUGCCACUAUCAAAACCAAGAGGACGAUUCAGUUUGUGGACUGGUGCCCAACCGGAUUCAAGAUCGGCAUCAACUACCAACCACCAACUGUUGUUCCCGGUGGCGAUCUGGCCAAGGUGCAACGCGCUCUCUGCAUGCUCAGCAACUCUACAAGCAUUGCCGAGGCUUGGGCUCGCCUGGAUCACAAGUUUGAUCUGAUGUACGCCAAGCGUUGCUUCGUACACUGGUAUGUCGGUGAGGGCAUGGAAGAGGGAGAAUUCUCAGAGGCCCGUGAAGAUCUGGCCGCUCUGGAGAAGGACUACGAGGAAGUGGGUGCCGACAGCGUGGAAGGAGAGGGUGAAGGCGAGGAGGAGGAGUUCUAA